UUUGAGAUGUGUUACACUACUUUCAAGAGUGAACUAUUGUAUUGUAUUUAUUUUCUACAUGGUGUUAAUGCUGUGAGGUCAUCAACGGGAGCCAUGCUUUUACUCCUCGGUUUGCUCAGAGCCUGAUGAGGAGAGGCUAAUAUAGUUGUGUAUGGCAGUCCAGACGGCAGCAUCAAGCUUGGCGUUGUAUUUGUAUCCAUUCCAUGCAGUCACCAAAAGAGAGACAACCGGCAGAAUUGUGUCCAGAGACUUGUCUUCCACCUACACCUCACCAGAGACACAACGCAGAAAGACCCUGCACUGCUAUGAUGGUGUAGCCCAGCACGCCAUCAAUGAGCCGAGUCCAACCUCGGUAAGGACCCAGAUGUCCCAGAUGGGACACCUGAUCUAUUUGAGGGAGGAGAGGAGGAUGACCCCACCAUGUCCUUGCCCGACCUCGAUGACCGUCUCCCACCAGUCCCUCCACUCAGGAAGGCCACUCCACCGCCCACUCAACCCAUCCCAGGUACCUGUCGUCACACCCCCUGAUGACACUGCACCAGCUGCCAGUCAGGACCCAGGGGAUGAUGAGUACAUAGGACCUGAUGGGGUUAGUGGAUACCAGCACGUGGUCCUCCUGGCCACUAGUCAGCCACUGCCACCUCCACCCAGUCUGUAUUCCACCUCCCUCCCUAUAAACGCCAGUCUUCCAAGACCUGCCUUCGACCUCCACUCCUCUUCCCCCUCCUGCUGGUGGACCCAAGGUUUCCAGGACCACCGAAUGGAGGAGGAGGAAGAAGCUGGAGUCUGGCAUUAAAGUCAGAGCGCACAAGCCAUACGAAGGCUAUAAGUGCUCUAAAUGUGGCAAGCCUAAAACUUCUGAGUUUGGACACAGUAUGUAUGGUUCUGUGCCGCUACCUCUGGUGGCCAAACUGUGGAGGAGUGACUGGCACUCAUGAGGACCCAGCAUGGUGCUAGCCAAGGCCAGUAAACUCUGACUCGUGUGUACAUUGUAAAGUUGUUUUUGUACGUAUGUUCUUUGUAAAAAAAAAAAGUACGACGUUCAUUGUUAAUCUCUUGUACAUUUAGUUAUUUUAAAAUCAUCUUAACUUGUACAGUAGGAUGGGUUGUUUCACACAUGACAUUCCCUGUGAAAUAAAUAAUUGAAUGC
This is a messenger RNA of Oncorhynchus mykiss (rainbow trout), 1150 nucleotides long. NCBI's taxonomy places the organism in Eukaryota, Metazoa, Chordata, Actinopteri, Salmoniformes, Salmonidae. The record is from RefSeq and is a predicted model, not a curated record.